Messenger RNA from Plodia interpunctella (Indianmeal moth), 1134 nucleotides. RefSeq names its product 3-oxoacyl-[acyl-carrier-protein] reductase FabG-like. NCBI's taxonomy places the organism in Eukaryota, Metazoa, Arthropoda, Insecta, Lepidoptera, Pyralidae. The transcript has a single exon. The record is from RefSeq and is a predicted model, not a curated record. The coding region runs from base 75 to 860 and encodes 261 amino acids. Gene Ontology annotation, molecular function: oxidoreductase activity.
UACGUUUUUGAUAUAACAAUAAGUCAUUAGUAGUUGAAUAGUAAUCGAACAUUUGUUUAUUUAACUAUUUCAACAUGACAUUCAUAAAUAAAGUGGUGUUAGUGACUGGUGCAGGUUCCGGUAUAGGUGAAGCUAUAGCAAAACAUUUUGCCAAAUUAUCAGCUAGAUUAUCUCUGGUUGACGUAAAUAGUGGAAACUUGAAAAAAACUGCAGAAGCGUGCGAAAAAUUAUCUCGCUCUAAAGUUUUCACAACAGUAACUGAUUUAACGAAUGACGAAGAUAUAAGAAGUCUAAUAGCAAAAACGGCUAAAGAAUAUGGAAGAAUUGAUAUUGUUAUUAACUGUGCAGCUACAAUAGGAACAAAGACAAUUACUGAUCCUGAUAUGAUUCAAGAAUUUGAUCAAAUAUUGGCAUUAAAUUUGAGGUCUGUUGUAUCGCUUACAUGUGCUGUCGCACCUGAGUUGAUCAAAAGUAAAGGAUCCAUGAUUAAUAUAUCCAGUGUUACUUCAUCAUUACCAUCUAUAAGUUUGGGAUAUAGCGUUUCAAAAGCAGCUUUGUGUCAUUUCACUAGAUGUAUGGCAUCGGACCUAGCCAAUCAUGGUGUAAGAGUUAACCUUAUUACACCAAGUUUAGUCAAGACUAAUAUUUUUUGUAAUGCUGGAGUAAAUGAGUAUGAUAUUGAGCAUAUCUGGAAUAAAGCGCCUUCAUUUUCUCUACUGAACCGUAUGGUGAAAGCAGAAGAAGUGGCUGAAGUAGCUGCAUUUUUGGCUAGUGAUAAGGCUAUUGGUAUAACUGGUGCAGACUAUAAAAUAGAUUGUGGAAUGUCUCUUAAAAGAACACCUGAUAUUCUUAUAGCGUAGUUGCGCGAUCUUUUUGGUUGAAUUUAAUUUGACAUUUUGAGUUGAGAGACACACAUUUUUGAGUUGAGAUUUUUAUACGCACACAUUGUUGGAUACAUUUUCAAUCAAUUUAAAAAUAACAAAGGAUUGUGUAAAACGAUUCGUCCUUAUAGUGGUUAUUGAACAAAAAAGCACGUCGUUACAUCUGGCAUGCCCCUGCUGGUUAUGGGAUUUUUAUGGCGCGUGAAAUCCUGCUUUAGAAAUCAUAGAAUUUAAAUAUAUGUUUUUCUUGGGA